Syngnathus typhle (broad-nosed pipefish) is the source of this 1560-nucleotide messenger RNA. RefSeq names its product GTP-binding protein 10 (putative) (gene gtpbp10). NCBI's taxonomy places the organism in Eukaryota, Metazoa, Chordata, Actinopteri, Syngnathiformes, Syngnathidae. Gene Ontology annotation, cellular component: mitochondrion. The coding region runs from base 129 to 1232 and encodes 367 amino acids. Gene Ontology annotation, molecular function: GTPase activity; GTP binding. The transcript has 10 exons. The record is from RefSeq and is a predicted model, not a curated record.
CUCUCGUUCACUGAAUCGUUCACUCACGAGCCAACACCAUUGGAGUAGUGUCCCCCUUUGCUGCCCUUCUAGCGCACGCCGAUUAGCCGCUAGCAUAUUAAUACCAUGCGGCUAAAAGUUUUUUAAAGAUGGUUUACCUUUGCAGAAUUUGCCUCCGUAAAUAUGGAAACUUUGUGGACAACGUCCGAUUGUUUGUCCGUGGAGGUGCUGGCGGGAUGGGCUUGCCCCGUGUUGGGGGUCACGGAGGAAACGGUGGAGAUGUUUGGGUGGUCGCUGCAAAGAGCAUGACCUUAAAAAAGGUCAAGGACAAGUACCCUCAAAAACGCUUUGCAGCCUACGUAGGAGCCAACAGCAGUGUGCGUUCCUUGAAAGGACAGAGAGGGAAGGACAAGGAGAUUUUGGUUCCUGUCGGUAUCACAGUCACCUCUGAUGAUGGCAGGAUACUCGGAGACUUAAACGCAGACGGUGAUCGUGUGCUGGUGGCCAAAGGAGGAUACGGCGGCGCCUUCUCCUCCGCUUUCCUGCCCAGUAAAGGCCAGUCGAGGCAGAUCAGACUGGACCUCAAACUCAUCGCCGACAUGGGCCUGGUGGGUUUCCCAAAUGCGGGGAAGUCGUCUCUGCUGACUGCCUUGUCCAAUGCAACCCCGCAGAUAGCCAACUACCCUUUCACCACUUUGAAGCCCCAGAUCGGACUACUGUUGUACGAAGACCACAAGCAGAUCUCCGUCGCGGACCUCCCGGGCUUGAUCGAAGGCGCUCACAUGAACAAAGGGAUGGGACACAAGUUCCUCAAGCAUGUGGAGAGAACCAAGCAGCUCUUGUUUGUGGUGGACGUUUGCGGCUUCCAGCUCGCGAGUCAAACGCCGUUCCGCUCGGCUUUUGAGGCCGUGCAGCUGCUCACCAAGGAGCUGGAGUUGUACAAGGAGGAAUUUGUGAGUAAACCGGCUCUACUGGUGGUCAACAAGAUGGACUUGCCCCAUGCGGAGCGUAAACUAGAAGAGCUGAAAGAGCAACUUGCCAACCCCGAAGAAUUCUGCCAGUCGUUGCCCGACGAUAUGAUACCCAAGAGCCUCAUGGCGUUCAGGCACGUUGUCCCCAUCUCUGCCGCCACCGGGUUCGGCGUGGACCGCUUGAAAGAUUUCAUCCGGGAGUCACUGGAAGAAGAAGACUCCGACGCCACCGAGGCUUUCAGGAAAGAACGGCUGCAGCUCCUGAGGCAACACUCGCAAUAACGACUUGUUUUGUACAUAGCAGGAACAAAUGUGUCGAUGAAAGAUUUAUUUUAUAUUAAAUAUUACAAUACAGAAUAAUUAGGACAAAAAAUAGGGGGUUGAUUUUUGCAUCAGUCUGUACAAGCAUACAGGCAAUCAAUAAGACGGCACAAACAAGAGUGUACUUACGAGUGUGAAAGGUUGUGAUGCUUGGAGUCCUCCAGGAAUACAUUCAAUGGACAGACAGUCGUGUCCGUCGGGUGAAUUUUCGUUCAUGACGUCAAGACAAAUGCAGAUCACUGAAUGUAAUGCGUCAUCAUCAUUAUUAAAUGUUUGGGAUGCUGAUGAA